Molecule: messenger RNA, 2517 nt
Organism: Nezara viridula (southern green stink bug)
Lineage: Eukaryota; Metazoa; Arthropoda; Insecta; Hemiptera; Pentatomidae
Source: the annotation of a GenBank genome assembly
AUCAUAAAAACCAUUUUUUUCGAUAUUAUUAUUUCAAUUAUUCACAAAUAACAAUAAUGUAUGACAUGCAGCAUAUAUUUGUUAGUUCCGAAUCUAUAAAACAACUUAUUGUAUUUAUUGAAUGUCAACAAUAUUUGUAACCUUCUCUUGACAGCUUCUCAAAUUUCACUCAGGGUUUGCAUUUAAAUGUUAUUUUCUGUUAAUAUAUUUUGUUUUCUAAUGUGAUGGUGAUUAUGGAUCAAUCAUCAAAUACCAGUUUUGACACCAGUGAUAGUGAAAAAGUGAAAUACCUUAGUAGAACAGUUUCUGAGUCAGAAGAAUGUGUAAUUUUUCAGCAGUUAGAUAUUUUUGCUCAUGGAUUUUCGAUAAUGGAAGAAAUAAGGAGACAAGGAAAACUUUGUGAUGUUACCCUGAAAGUCGAUGAUCAAUCUUUUACUGGCCAUCGCUUAGUGCUUGCUGCAUCUAUCCCUUAUUUUCAUGCCAUGUUUAUGCAUGAUAUGGUUGAAAGCAAGCAAAGAGAUAUCACUAUACAAGGAAUUGAUGCUGUUGCUUUGGGAGCUUUGGUGAACUUUGCAUAUAGUGGCAGAGUUACUAUUAACACUAACAAUGUUCAAAGCUUAAUGGUAGGUGCUGCAUUCUUGCAGUUACCAAGAGUCCGAAAUGCAUGUGCUGACUUUUUAAAAAAAAGAUUUCAUCCUCAUAAUGUGCUUGGAAUACGACAAUUUGCUGAUACUCUGGGUUGUUCAGUUUUAGUAGAGGCAGCGGAUAAGUACAUGCAUCAAUAUUUUCAUGAUGUCUCACUUUCUGAAGAAUAUUAUAAUUUAAAUGUCAAUGAACUGCUGGAUAUUGUUAAAAGAGAUGAACUACAUGUUAUUUCAGAAGAACAGGUAUUUGAAGCUAUUAUGAGGUGGGUUAAAAAGGAUCUUGAGAGCCGAAAAUCUGAAUUAUCAAGACUUCUUGCAUCAGUAAGACUUCCUCUUUUAACUCCUCAUUACUUAGUGGACAGAGUUGCUAAAGAGGAAUUGAUCCGAGCUUCUCAUGAAUGUCGCGAUUUGGUGGAUGAAGCAAGAGAUUGUCAUUUAAUGCCUGAAAGGAGGCCAUUACUUCAAAGUUUUAAAACAAGACCUAGAUGUUGUAAUUAUAUAAUGGGCAGUAUUUAUGCUGUUGGCGGACUUACUAAAUCAGGUGAUUCUUUAAGUACCGUGGAAAUGUUUGACCCGGUUGUUGGAAGAUGGAGAAUGGCUGAGCCCAUGUCUAUGCUCCGUUCUAGAGUUGGAGUGGCAGUUAUAAAGAACCGAUUAUAUGCUUUUGGUGGCUACAAUGGAUCUGAAAGAUUGUCUACUGUUGAAGUAUUUGAUCCACUUAAAAGACAUUGGUUUAAAGUAUCUCCGAUGAAUUGUAAAAGAAGCGCAGUCGGUGCUGCAGCACUCAAUGACUGCUUGUAUGUUUGUGGCGGUUACGAUGGUGUCUCUUCUUUAAAUACUGUUGAGUGCUAUGAACCUGAUACUGAUACAUGGACUGUUAUUACGAGCAUGCAAAAACAUCGUAGUGCUGGUGGGGUCAUUGCCUUUGAAGGAUUUGUUUAUGCUCUUGGAGGCCACGAUGGGUUGUCGAUUUUUGAUUCAGUUGAAAGAUAUGACCCACAUACCUGUUUAUGGACUUCAGUCACCCCAAUGCUUACAAAGCGGUGUAGACUAGGAGUUGCAACAUUGAAUGGUAAACUAUAUGUUUGUGGAGGUUAUGAUGGUGCUACAUUCCUUCAAACUGUUGAAAUGUAUGAUCCAGCCACAGAUAAAUGGAAAUUUGUCGCCCCCAUGAAUGUAAUGCGUAGUCGUGUUGCUUUAGUGGCUAACAUGGGAAAGCUUUGGGCCAUUGGUGGAUAUGACGGAGUUUCCAAUCUUAACACUGUGGAGCUAUAUGAUCCCAAUACUGACUCCUGGUCGUUUGUUGCUCCUAUGUGUGCACAUGAAGGAGGUGUUGGUGUUGGGGUUAUUCCAGUCUGUAAACCUGACUCAGAAUCUUUUUAAAAAUUAAAUAGCUCACUUUAUACUUCAUUCUAUUUUCACUUUUACAGGAAAUGUAAAGUGUAUAAAAUGUAAAAUAAUAUGGAAAUAUUUCCUAUUCAUUAGUAUUUUUGAAUGCCAUUUAAUGAUUAAAGGAAAUGAAAUGUGGCUUGAGUUAUAAUUUAGUUUAUAGGAAAAUGUUGGGAUCAUUUGGGACACUGUGUUUCAGUAUUUAUUUUCAUUGUAAUGCAGGUUAUGUUUAUUGUUAUCAGUUUUUCAAUUUUAAGUAUUAUUUGAUAAAUUGUGAAUUAAUACCUGGUAAACUCAUUUUAGAUAAAAUUUUUAUUGUAUUGGUCUAUAGGUUUGUGGAUGUUUUCUCAGGAGUUCAGAUUUGAGCAUUCUAAAAUGUAAAUUUAAUUCUUUAUUUUUUAUUUAACAGAUUACAUUGAGUCUUAGGCUGUGCUGUUAAUGCAUGAGUUUUUAAUUUAUAACAUUAUGUUUGUGUUAGUUGUCC